Saccharomyces kudriavzevii IFO 1802 is the source of this 414-nucleotide messenger RNA. It is a transcript of the gene SWS2, whose product is annotated as mitochondrial 37S ribosomal protein uS13m. NCBI's taxonomy places the organism in Eukaryota, Fungi, Ascomycota, Saccharomycetes, Saccharomycetales, Saccharomycetaceae. Bases 1 to 414 code for a protein of 137 amino acids. Gene Ontology annotation, cellular component: mitochondrion; ribosome; small ribosomal subunit. The record is from RefSeq and is a predicted model, not a curated record. Gene Ontology annotation, biological process: translation. The transcript has a single exon. Gene Ontology annotation, molecular function: RNA binding; structural constituent of ribosome.
AUGGUCGUUCACAUCUUGGGGAAAGGUUUCAAAGGUAAAGAGGUCAUCAAGAUCGGGCUGGCCUCCAAAUUUUACGGUAUUGGUAGAACGACGGCUGAAAAGGUGUGCUCGAAAUUAGGGUUCUACCCAUGGAUGAGAAUGCAUCAACUGUCAGAACCCCAGAUCAUGAGCAUAGCAAGUGAACUGUCGACAAUGACCAUCGAAGGUGACGCUAGGGCAGUUGUAAAGGAAAAUAUCGCAUUGAAGAAGAAAAUUGGUAGUUAUAGUGGUAUGAGGCACGCUUUACAUUUACCUGUUAGGGGCCAACAUACAAGAAACAACGCGAAGACUGCAAGAAAGCUUAAUAAGAUUGAUAGACGUGGACUCCAUACAUUCCCUAAUUUAUCUUUUUGGUCAUAUAUCUUUGGCAAAUAA